AACCCGUAACUGCCGGCCGGCAUCGCCACUCCGCACUCACCAGUCAGUUGCCGGCACUCGUGGGGGGAGCACGCACGCCGCUCUCCGCAUUUAUUACUCCGAUAAAAUAAUCAUCAAUUAAACACGCUUCUUUAACGAAAAAUAUUUAUUUUGACGCAAAUUUUACGUGAAUUUUUAGUGAUACGUGCUUGUGUCGUGUUUUGCCGGCCUUCCACGUUUUAAAGGUGACCCUUCCAAAAAUGUGCUAAUUCCAAAUUCCGUAGUGUUCAAAAAUAUGAAUAUUAAGUGCAACUAGUGUGUGUUUGUGCGUUGUGCGUGAGUGACUGUUAACGAAAUGGAAGCUCUUGAAAGGAGGCGCAAGACGAUGGCCAUUGCCGCCCUACUGCUCUUCAUACUUAGUUCAUUGUGUCACAGAGUGGAAGGUCAGCGGAACAACACGAAGAUGUCUUACGUGUGCCCCCCGCAGUUCAUCAGGCUGGGGCACAGCUGCUACUUCUUCAGCGACACGCAGGCCACGUGGAAGGAGGCACUCUUCGCUUGCCAGGAUCGGGACAGUAACCUGUCGGUGCCAGCUCGAUGGGAGGACCGUAAUCUCAGAAACUACCUCAAUAAACCCGAUAUUGAGGAGGCCAGUCGUUGGAUCGGCGGCACGUACGACUACGCCGAGAAGGCGUGGCGGUGGGGCGGGGAGCUCCGCAAGAUGCACUACCAGUCCUUCUCCAAGAUGAAGAAGAUGUCGCCCGAGGAGCUGAACUGGCACUGUAUCGCCAUGAUGCCAAAACUGAAGUAUAGAUGGGCGCCCCGCAGCUGCCUUGAGAAACAACAUUUCAUCUGCCAAACAAAAUUGCGCAAAGUCCCUAAAUCGAAGAUGAACCUCCUCCGCCGGCGCUGGCAGCGCAUGGGCAAGAUCAACGAGAUCACCGUGCCAAGCGUCAGCCGGGAGGAAAACGACCCCAUGGUGAAUGACGUCACAGUAAACCCCAAGUCAUUCGACUUGCACCCCAACCCGCCGCGGCUCGGCAAAGGCCGGACCAAGACGAACCCAAUCCGAAACAACCCGAAAGCAUACGACCUUCGGCCCAAUGAGCUGAGGAAACGAUCGCGUCCGAGGCCGCAAAGGAAGCUGCAUAGACCAUUCCCUGGCUACACAUGGAACCGGCGCGACCCCGAAGGCUCGUACCAGCGCAACGCCAACCUCCUGCGCUCGGGGAAGACCGGUCUCAGUCCCCAGCAGAUAAAGACCCACCUAGCGCGUCUACAGCACAUGCGCGACAAGCAGAUCGCCAGACGCAACCGCCUUCGCGACAAGGACGACUGGCUCUCCAACGACCCGCGGCCGGCGCUUGCGCAAGCACACGCUAGGACCUACACCGUCAACAACAACAUCAGCGCGCUGCACCCCAAGAUCAUCGUGGAAGAGUUCGACAUGCCGCCUCCGCCGCCGCCCGCCCCUGUCGCCCUUCCCCGACCCACCCGCGGCGCUGGUUAAUACUGCUUCGUGCAAAUUCGGCAACAUUCGGAAACGUUCGUGAAUUCCUAGUGAUAAGUUCCUUUAUUCUCGUAUCUCGCUUCGAAUUCCCUUCGACUUAACCCUCGCUUUCACUAACGCUUCUCCCUUUGUACACAUUUACCGAUUUCAAUGUCCUUACUGUGGUGUCAUUGAGACGCGUUUGAUUCAAUGAGUGGACUAUGAGUAAGAUUAAAUUGUAUAUUGUGUAUGAAGUGCUGUGUUCUUCUCCUCUUUAUACUCUAGAGUUGCCAGAACGUGACGAAAAUUUUGUGAUGUUACGUGUAUAAUUGUAUUAAGAUUUUAUAAUUGUAUUUUAUGUAAUCAUAAUUUAACUGACGACCCAGUGAGUAUUUUCUGAAUGUGUAACUAGUUACCAUGUCUGUAAAAUCUAUUUUCGCAUGUAUUUAGUGGAUCUCACCAACUUUGGCGCAGACCUACUAAAUAUAUUCUCAUAUCACAUGUUCAGCAUCUAACAGUAUGCGUUAUAGUACAUUUUACUGAGUGAAUUAUAAUUUAUGCCCCAUCCGUUUAAUAUAAGUAGUUGCUAUAUUCCACUGUAUUUCUCCUGAUAAUAGAAUACAUAGGAACGCAAAGCUAUUGUAUUUAUGAAAAACUAGUCAGUAAGAUUACAUCAGAAAAUUAUAAUAUUUAAUCUAGAUUACGAACUAAAACUCAUAGAUCUAAUGAUUAGACAUGCCUGUCGACCACAGAGUAAUGAUUGUCUCUCAGAGUACCAAAGGCUUCGUGUGACAAUGGGUUCAUAUUUACGGGACAAACCGGCUCAUAAGCCGGUCGCCGAAUAAGAGACCAAUGUUUGUAUGAUCCGCCAUUUUGAGUUUGUUAUCGCUUAUAAAUUAUUUUGUCAGCUACAAAAAUAGCUGAACAAAUCAACUCGUCUUUAAACUCUUGUGUCUAUAUCAACAAUCUUUUUUUCUUAACCAAAAUAAACUUAAUUUUGUUAACUUCAUUUGAGAUGAACAGAAAAGAGACGAGAGAGAGAGAGAAGACCUCGAUUCAAGCUAACAUGUAGCGUUUUGAAGUUUUUAAUAUGUUCAUUUACUUUUGUUGCUGACUGUACGACAUAAGACUUGUGUGUCUGAGUGUGGUUAGACCUAUAUUUGUGUCCAUUUAGUGUAAUAACUUUCAAUUUAACUUAACGCGCUAUAGUUACUUGCACGUCGUUGUGUCAUAAAAUAGCUAAUAUCGAAAAUUAAAACAAUAAAAUAAAAUUUAUAUCGAGGUAAUCGAUGUUUCGGAAAGAAAUACCUUAACUCCUAGGCAUUCUAAUCAUCUAGAUCUAUGCUACAACCUAUACUAAACAUUAGAAUUACAAAAUAAAUAUAUAAUUAGGUUAAAAACAAUUUAAAAGUAACAUUUUCUCAUCGAUUCUUAAGUAUAUUUAUUUUAAAAAAUCAAAUUAAAAAAGUGUCGUACGUCAUAAUUGGCAUUUCGUGUUUAUUUGUAAGUUACGUUCCAAUCUGUUUUAUUUAGUUAAACUAAAUGUAAUUACUAACUGCCAAUAUUUUAAUCCUCGCAUUUAUAAAAUGUUUUUGUAUAAGUAUCGACAGUUUUAAGUACUUACUCUCUUACAUACGAGUAAAAAAGAGGUAAUUAUUUGUAAUAUUAAUAAAUUUACAUUAAACAAACCUGAUUUUAUGAUAAAUACAAUGCAUUUUCUUACAUUCGUAAAAACUAAAUAAAAAUGUUAUUAAUUUUCUUACUUAACAUAAUUUCAAUUUGAUUUAUCAAGUAUUUGAACUAUUUCUAUUUAAAAAUAAAACAGUUAAAAGUGUUUAAAUUAAGGAAGUUAUACUUACUAAUACUACAAAAAAAAUACGGCAGAAUCAUUUUAUAGUAGCGAGUAGCGCCAUCUAUCAGGCGAACGCAGAAAUUAUUAAAUGUAUUCACGUAAUAUUUAAUAAAUGAAAGUUUGCUUAAGUUAUUUAAAAUUCAAUAAAAGGAUACCUAGUCUAAAUAAAUGCAUUAAAUUAAAUAAGUAUUAUGUUUACAUUUACUUUUCUGCACAUACCUCUGUUUGAGAGACAUUUUAUACAAAUUCUUUGGAACUCAAUUUAAAUUUCGAAUACUUUUUUUUCGUUUUAUAUUUUUUUUUCUGUAAAUAAUAAAAAUUAAAAAGAAAUUAAAUGUUUACUUUGUAAGUAUCAACAGUGACGAACUCUUAAUUUUAAGAACAACAUUUUUAUUCUAUGUAUUAUGUGUAAUUAAUUAUUAUUAAGCAAAUAAAAAUAAUCUGAACA
Manduca sexta (tobacco hornworm) is the source of this 3768-nucleotide messenger RNA. RefSeq lists its product as uncharacterized. The transcript is spliced from 7 exons. The coding region runs from base 335 to 1489 and encodes 384 amino acids. The record is from RefSeq and is a predicted model, not a curated record. Lineage: Eukaryota; Metazoa; Arthropoda; Insecta; Lepidoptera; Sphingidae.